Pangasianodon hypophthalmus (striped catfish) is the source of this 5403-nucleotide messenger RNA. RefSeq names its product palmitoyl-protein thioesterase 2b (gene ppt2b). The record is from RefSeq and is a predicted model, not a curated record. Gene Ontology annotation, cellular component: lysosome. Gene Ontology annotation, molecular function: thiolester hydrolase activity. The coding region runs from base 312 to 1208 and encodes 298 amino acids. Lineage: Eukaryota; Metazoa; Chordata; Actinopteri; Siluriformes; Pangasiidae. The transcript has 8 exons.
CUAACCGGAAGUGACGCGCUCCUGAAACCGGAACAAACAAAUCCGGAUGCAAAUGAUGUUGUUCGAAAGCGGAGCAGUGUCGGUGUAGAAGUGUUUAUUUCAGUUUCUGUGGGGCAGAUAUCUCCAGCAGUAGAGAGAACCAGAUGAAGUGAAGAUGGUGGAGAGGAACAGGGUUUAUUUGUGAUAUUUCUUCCCUCCAGCUGAAAGACAGAAAGCAGACAGAGUGCAGGAGGUGUUUUAAAGGAGAAAGAGACAAUCAUCUUCAGAUAUUUUUAAUCACAAGUCAGCUGGUUUUAGUUGUAGAUCUCAGCAUGAAGAGGCUGGCUUUCAGGGGGAAGUGUGCUCACAGCUCAGUGUUAGUGUGCUGCUUACUCCUGUGCAGUGUGUGUGUGUGUGUGUUGGGGUAUAAACCUGUGAUUGUUAUCCAUGGACUGUUUGACACCUCUGCAGACUUCAUCAACCUCAAAAGAUACAUCAAUCAGUCUCACCCCGGGACGAACGUGUCGGUGAUAGACCUGUUUGACCGCACAGCCAGUCUGGAGCCGUUGUGGAAGCAGGUGGAGGGAUUUAAGGAGGCCAUUUAUCCCAUCAUGCAGAACGCUGCAGACGGAGUUCACCUCCUCUGUUACUCACAAGGAGGGUUGGUAUGUCGAGGAAUCCUGUCUACACUGAAUGACCACAAUGUUCACUCCUUCAUCUCUCUCUCCUCCCCUCAGGCUGGACAGUACGGAGACACAGACUAUCUGAAGUACUUCUUCCCCGAGUUCGUCAAGUCCAACCUCUAUCACCUGUGUUACACCGCUGUGGGCCAGAGGAUCUCCAUCUGCAACUACUGGAACGACCCUCAUCACAGAGACAUGUACAUGAACACCAGUGAUUAUCUCGCACCACUGAACAACGAGAGGCCACAUCCCGAAUCCGCAGUGUGGAAACAGAACUUCCUGCGUAUUAAAAAGCUCGUGCUGAUUGGUGGACCAGACGAUGGUGUCAUCAUGCCGUGGCAGUCGAGUCAGUUUGGUUUUUAUGAUGAAAAUGAGACGGUCGUGGAGAUGAAAUCUCAGGAAAUGUUUCUGAGGGACUCGUUCGGUCUGAAGUCUCUGUACGCUAGAGGAGAUCUGGAGCUGUGUUCAGUGGCCGGGGUACCGCACAUCUACUGGCACUCCAAUGAAACCGUAUACAAGAGCUGCAUCGAUAAAUGGCUCACAUAAACACACACAGUCUCACACACACACACACACACACACACUGAUAUAGAGCCUAUUUUUACACACAGGAUUGACACUUUUCUAUCAGCUCCUACGCUAAACAAAUGAUCAUCAGCUGCGUUUGUUCCAGAUCAGUGUUGCUCCGAGUCACAGCAGCACUUUAUCUCUUUUAACCGCUCGUGUGUGUGUGUGUGUGUGUGUGUGUGUGUGUGUGUGUGUGCAUGACACACACGGUUCAUCGCUCAGGCCUGCUCAGCUUUUUACUGAAGCUUAAACACACACACAUUGUAAAUACGUUUUAUUCAUUUAUACACUCGCAAAGCACAACACAAUGCAAAUCAGUGCCUCAAGAACGUUUCUGAUCACAAAAGAGUUACUGAUAAAAUAAAUAAAAAGGGGGGGCGGGGUUUUUAUUUUGUACGUCCUGUUUCUGGGUGAAUAGGGGCGGGGCUUAAGCUAAAUUUAAUCACAAACUUGACUUUUUUAAUGAUCUUCAGCUCAUCAUACCGCUUAGCAUAAAACACUGCAACAUUAGCUAAGCUACCGGAACACAACACAGCGAUCAAAUUGAAUUUAAGCCCCGCCCCCUUUUUACUUUCUGUCACUCAAAAUCAGGACGUGAGUUUUGUUUUUAAGCCUUUAUUUUAACUCCACCUCACUUCCUUAAUUUUAUUUUAUUUUAUUUUAUUUAUUUUUAAAGGAGCAAUACAAGUUAAAAUGCAAAUCUCAAACGUUACAUAUUGCUCCUUUAAUCUCCCACAACAUGAAGGAAUUGUGGGUAUUGUAGUCCGGUUGCAGUAAGCAUCAUUGCCUUAUAUUUUUUUUACAUUUGUACCAGUUGUAUCCUUUAACUGUGGUUAUUGGACUACAUGGAAUGACAUCGUAUAAAAGCGGUUACGUUAAGUCCGUCCCACUAUCGCUAUCUGUUUUUGAAGCAGCAAUAAGUAAAAUUGUGCCACGUGUAGAAAAUAUUCAUUUGGAACCGGACGUUCUUGCACAAUGUUUUGAAAAUCGUGGUACUAGAAUGUUGCAUAUUGCUCCUUUAAUACCCUAAAACAAGGAGGAAUUGUGGGUAAUGUAGUUAAGUUGCAGUAGAAAUGGUUGCCUUAUGUUUUAAUACAUUUGUACAGAUUUUAUUCUUUAACUGUGUUUUAUUAGACUUCAUGUAGCUAUACGAUGAGGACGGGGAAUGAAUGUAAAAGCCUGAAAAAAAAGGGAAUAGAUGAUAAAAAGAUGAAGUAGGACUGACAGGAAGAGGGAUAUAUAUACAUAGAUGCUCAGGUUUACCUACUAGUUUUAAACAUUUGUCUACUUGAUUUAGUAUUAAAGCAGCGAUCAGUAAAAUUGACAACUAUUGAUAUCACUUAGCAGUUGUAAGUGUAGGCUGUUGGCUGAAAAUAAGACAUUUGAGAGUUAAUUUCUACAAUAUUACAGUAGUAUAAAAACUGUGUAACACUAUUAAAUGUUGCAUAUUGCUCCUUUAACAGCCUGUAACAGGGAAGUAUUGUGGGUAUUUAGGUAUGCGUUGAUAGUAAAGUUAUAUGUUAUAGUAGUUGUUUAAGGUUGUAUCAGUGUAUGAUAUUAUAAUGAUGUAGCAGACAGUGAUGUUAUCUUAUCUUUUGAAACUGAAAAAAAAAAUGAAGCAUAGGAUUGUUUUCUCAGAGACAGACUCGUCCUUCAAAUUUGUCCAGAAUAAGGAGCCCGUGUUCACACCGGCAGCGAAGCGUCAUAAAAAAAUUUCACUGAUAGCUUGCGAUUACAGUGAAAGGAGGCAGAGCAACUGUUGGUGAUGUUGGUGAAGUAGGUGGAGCGAAAUAUGAAGAAAAAAAAAUUAAUUAAUUAAGCAGAAUUAAAGUUGAUACAGAUAAAGCGAUGUGGCGGUUCAGGUACCAGCACUUCCCUCCAGAAUUUUUAUUUUUAAUGGAAAUGCAUCUGAUUUGUGGUCGAACUGUGUGGUACGCUCUGAUGUAUACGCUCUGUAGCUAACUAUUAGGACCAUAUUCUCGCAUUAAUAGUGUUACCAUAGCAACCGGCAACGACCUCUUGCGGUUUGAGAGACGACAAAUCGCUGCUGGUGAGAAGGCAGGGCUCUGGGGAAUGUGAACACUGCCUAGAACUGUGGCUUCCUCAUAAAAGGAACAGUUUUGUCCACGAUAACAAUAUUGUUUGUGGUAAAUAUCGCAAUAUUUCAUACAGCAGGAUUAUCAGCACAUGUCUAUCAGUAUUCUACCAGUUUAUUCUUUAGACUGUAUAAAGGGAAGGUAACAGGUAUCAUAUGUAUUUCUGAUCAUGAUAACUGAUUCAUAUUUCAUCACGGUUUACGAUAUUAUCAUGAUUAUUUAGGCUGCGACACGAACCACGAGGUGCUAAGUAAGGACCAUAGGAAGACAGCUGAUCUCUGAAUGGAACAGAUGUUACUAGUGCCUUGCGUAAGUAUUCACCCCCUUGAACUUUUCCACAUUUUUUUAGUGCAACAACCUGGAACUUAAAUGGACUUAACUGGGAUUUUAAUUAGGUUAUGAAUCUAUAUAAAAUAGCCCUUCUUCCUAAGCUGGGACAGCCCAGCCUGGACACUCAGAGACACUCAGCUUUAUGGACGAAUGACAAGAAGAAAUUCAUUACUGAAAAGAAAGAGCCAGAUGAAAUUCCAUUUUGUGAUACAGCAAAUGUGGAAAAAUGUUCUCUGGUUUUAUAAGACCAAAUUUGAACUUUUUGGACUUUGCACAAAGAGAUAUAUUUAGUGGAAACCCAACACAACACAACACUCAUCACCCUGAGAGCACCAUCCCCACUGUGAAGCAUGGUGGUGUUAGCAUCACGUUGUUGGGAUGCUUCACAGCAGACUGAUAACAAGUUGCUACUCGUCUCGUGAUGUUGUGUCACAGCAAUAAAGCAUGAAGCAUCAUUAAAAAAACCAUCUCUGGCCCUGAUCUCUGGCCCUGAUCUCUGGCCCUGAUCUCUGGCCCUGAUCUCUCGCCCUGAUCUCUGGCCCUGAUCUCUCGCCCUGAUCUCUCGCCCUGAUCUCUCGCCCUGAUCUCUGGCCCUGAUCUCUGGCCCUGAUACUUGUUGGGAUUCAUCAGCAGGGACUGGGAAACUGUUCGGGGUUUGUGACAAUCCUAGAAGAAAACCUGUUCAAGUAUGUGAGAGACUUCAGAUUGAGGCGGAGCUUCACCUUCCAGUAGGACAACGACCCGAAGCAUAUGGCCAGAGCUACACUGGAGCGGUUCAACACAUUAUAAACGGCCCAGUCAAAGCCCAGACCUCAGUCUGUGGCAAGACUUCAAAAUUGCUGUUCAUUAACGAUGGUCUCGGUCCAGUCUUACAAAGCUUGAGCAGUGUUACUAAGAGCAAUGGGCAAAAACAUCAGGAUCCAGAUGUGCAAAGCUGAUAGAGACAUAGACCCAGCUGUAACUGCAGCCAAAGGUGAUGACCCAGGGGGGUGAAUACUUAUGCAAGGCACUAUAUUUAGAGCUUGAAUAGGAGAUGAUAUUUUAAAGUGUGUAUAUCUAAUCACAAUGUAUCGUAUAACCGAUUGUUGACACAUACCUCACUCGUCACAGCGUGUCAAAGCCUCAGGUGAAUGAUGAAGAGUUUUAUCUGUUGUUUUAAAAAGAAACGUUAAGCCAAACUUCAGUUUGCUGAGCUGAUGCUAAACUGGUAGCUAUAAGCUUCCCUGAACGUGUUAUCUACGUUAACCUCGUACAGUCUUCACACACCACAUGUUUCACAAUUCUGUUGAUGUUUUCUCAGCGUCCGAAUGCGUAAGAGACGCACCAGGUUUUAACCAUGUAGUAGUUUUAGGGGAUUUUAGCGUUAUUUAGUGAAUAAGGGAGUGGGAUUUGCAUAAAAUGUUUUAAAGUUCUCUGAACAGUGUCUUCUGUGGAAAACCAUGGCAGUACUGGCUGUGUGGUUUGUUGCUUUCUCCUGUGUUUGUCUGCAUUGAACUCAUAUGGAACUCAUGAGAACUAAGUGGAGGUGAAGGGAUUUCAUUACUAAAUGCACUAAACUGUAGUGUUCAGUUCUUAAAUCCCUGAAACAUGAAAUAAUAACAGUUUUCAAUGCUAAGUAACCAAUAUUCAAUACUGUUUUUAUAGGAAGUGUUAAGUUUUUUUGGGCUCGAUGCAUUUUAAACACUAAACAUGUGGCCUCAAUGUUGUCACUGAAGAUUUAUUCUAAUAAAGUUUGAGUUUUAAAACAA